AUGGGGAAGAGGACGAGAUGUGAUGUAUCGUGCUGCCUUGUCCGCUGGAUAUCGGUUCUUCUGUUCUGCGCUCUCCCGCGGGUGCGCGCUUCAGCCAACCUGCCGCCGUGCCGAGAGACAGACUACUACUUUGAGUACACAGAAUGUGACAGUACAGGCUCACGAUGGAGAGUGGCCAUUCCUCAUCGACAGAACAGCUGCACUGGCCUACCAGAGCCUGUCAGAGGCACUGAUUGCACAUUCUCCUGUGAAGCGGGAGAAUUUUUGGAGAUGUUCACCCAACAGUGUACAGCUUGCGCUGCAGGCUCUUACUCUUUAGGAAGCGGUGUCCGGUUUGACCAGUGGGACUCAAUCCCAGCUGAAUUUAACAGUUUUGCCACCUACAUGGAGCCGGAGGGGGGCGCAGACGAAGCUUUGUCCUGCAAUAAUUCGUCAUGGACACCUCAGGGUACUCACUUGGAAUCGAAUCGGGAUGAGUGCACAGUGUCACUGGUGUAUGCAGUGCACCUGAUGAAACAGGGCUCUGUCUCCUUCGACUAUCAAUACGCUGACAACAACAUUUUCUUUGAGUUCUUUAUUCAAAAUGACCAGUGCCAGGAAAUGGACCAGACAGCAGACCAAAAAUGGAUCAAACUCACUUCUAAUGGUGAAUGGGGAACACAUACGGUGAAUCUAAAGUCAGGCACAAACAUCUUAUACUGGAGGACCACUGGUAUUUUGUUAGGAGGGAAGCCUGUUAAGCCUGUCCUGCUGAAAAACAUUCAGAUUGAAGGUGUAGCAUAUACGUCUGAGUGUUUCCUUUGCAGACCAGGCACCUUCAGCAAAACCCCUGGCUCUUCCUUCUGUGAUCUCUGCCCCAGGAACACCUACUCUGGCAAAGGAGCUAGCUCAUGCACCCCUUGUCCAGAGACACAAUACUCGGAGGAAGGGUGGUCAGAGUGUAAGACCAAGCCGCCAUGCUCAGAGAAGGAUUACUUUCAAAUUCACUCCGCCUGCGACAGCAAUGGCAAAACCCAAAUGUUGUAUCGAUGGGUCGAGCCAAAGGUGUGUUUGGAAGAUGUACCCGGCGCAGUAACACUGCCCCCUUCAGGUGAGAAGGAGGACUGCCCACCCUGCAACCCUGGCUUUUACACACACAAUUCAUCCACCUGCCUGCCCUGUCCUCCUGGGACGUACUCCAACGGCACCACAGACUGCCAGGCCUGCCCUGCAGGAACGGAGCCAUCACUAGGAUAUGAGUACAAAUGGUGGAACAUUUUACCAAGCAACAUGAAGACCUCCUGCUUCAAUGUGGGCAACUCCAAAUGUGAUGACAUGAAUGGCUGGGAGGUAGCUGGUGACCACAUCCGCAGUGGAAUUGGAGGGUCAGAUAAUGAUUAUCUCAUCCUCUCACUACGAGUGCCUGGAUUUAAACUCCCAACCUCGGUAGCUGGGGUAACAGCCAGUGAGUUUGGCAGGAUCACAUUUGUCUUCGAGACCAUCUGCAGUGCAGACUGUGAGCUCUACUUUAUGAUGGAUGUGAACAGGAAGAGCACAAACGUGGUGGAGUCGUGGGAGGGCACCAAAAGCAGACGAGCAUACACACAUAUCAUGACUAAAAACGCAUCAGUGUCUUAUACCUGGGCCUUCCAACGCACCAACAAGCCUUUAGAUGUUCGUCAUUAUGUGGGUGACAUAGCCAAAAUUUACUCCAUCAAAAUCACAAACGCUCUGGAUGGCUCAGCCUCAUCUUGCCAUGCCUGUGCCAUGAUGAAUCAAGAAAGUGGCUCCUCCUGUGUCCCUUGCCCUGCUGGCCACUUUAUAAACAAGGACACCAACCGAUGCCAGGAGUGCCCAUCCAAGACCUUUCUCUCAGGCCAUCACAUCUAUGGACAAGAAGCCUGUCAGCAAUGCGGCCCCAACAGCAAAAGCAAUAAGGAACACUCAUUUUGCUACAGCGACUGCUCCUUUUCUCAUGUGGAUAAGAACCAGACUUUGACUUAUGACCUUAGCGCCUUAAGCUUAGUGGGAACCAUCAUGAAUGGACCAAGUUUUACCUCCAAGGGAACAAAAUACUAUCACCAGUUCAACAUCAGCCUGUGUGGAAAGGAGGGCAGGAAGGUCGCGGUGUGUUCUGAUAAUGUCACAGAUCUAUCCACCAAGGACAUGCAGAGUGAUUCAGCUGUCUUUAAUAAUUAUGUGGAGACUUUCAUUUGCCAAUCAACCAUCAUUCCAGCAGAUGGACGUGGCUUCAGAAAUGCCAUCUCAUCCCAGUCAAUUAGUCUGGCUGAUACGUUUCUUGGUGCAACAGUGGAAAGUUCAAUAAAUGGAGUGAGUGUUAGGCCAGAGCUCUUCCCUCGAACUGCACAAAAAUUUCCAGAUAUCAACUUCUUCUUUCACUCUCCUCAGCUAACAGGCUCCUGUGAGCAUGGGCGCAGUGCAGUCAUUACACUGAGGUGUAACCCUGAGAAAGGAGAACGUGGAGAACUUACUGUACCAAGUAAGUGUCCUGCAGGUACAUGUGAUGGCUGUACAUUUUACUUCCUGUGGGAAAGUUCUAGUGCUUGUCCUAUUUGCACUGAAGCAGACUACCACUCAAUAGAGGGAGCAUGCAAGGGAGGCAUGCAGGACAUCCUUUAUGUGUGGAACGAGCCAAAACUUUGUACAAAAGGUGCAUUGCUCCCUGAGAAGAGCUCUACCCCCUGUGAAGCAGUGCCUCUAUGGCUGAAGAUUGGAAUAGGGGUUGGGGCAUUUCUGGCUGUCCUCCUUAUCUCUCUCACAUGUUACUUCUGGAAGAAAAACAAGAGGCUGGAGUACAAGUACUCUCGGCUUGUGAUGUCAUCCAAUAAGGAGUGUGAACUGCCAGCGGCGGACAGCUGUGCACUGGCGGAAGGAGAAGGUGAAGAGAAUGAAGAUGAUGUCGUCUACUCAAACACGGCAUCAUUGCUGGGCAAAUUAAAGGCUAUUGCCAACAAGCAGGGUGAAGGAGCGAGCAGUGAGUCGGUACAGCUGAAGUCGUCUCAGACAGAGAGAUGGGUCUGGGGAUAGAACAGUACCGUCAGGAAGAGGACAACGCUCUCAACACAAAGAGGCGGAGAAAGAGAGAGAGACUCGAGUCCACAUGCUCAGGCAUCCAGACUCUCCCAUAUCUUAACCUCUUCAAAUAAGUCUGGACAAUCCUCUGAAACUGUAACUGUUUACAUAUUUAUCAAACGCAGCGCUUUACACGCUGACCAUUUCUCCCUAAUUCAAGUGAGAUGACUAUAUACAUUUAUGUACACAACAACAAACUGUUACACAGUAAACGCAG
Molecule: messenger RNA, 3289 nt
Organism: Trichomycterus rosablanca
Lineage: Eukaryota; Metazoa; Chordata; Actinopteri; Siluriformes; Trichomycteridae
Gene: elapor2b
Product: endosome-lysosome associated apoptosis and autophagy regulator family member 2b
Exons: 22
Coding region: 1-3027 (1008 amino acids)
Biological process (GO): positive regulation of BMP signaling pathway
Cellular component (GO): membrane
Source: RefSeq, a predicted model, not a curated record